UGCAAAUUGCUCUUUAACCCCAUCAUUCUCUCUAUAAAAGUACGCUGAUUCUCUCAUUUCUUGGAUUAAGGAUUUUCUAGCGCGCGGCGAGGGUAAAGAGCCAUGACUACCAAAGCCAAAGAGAAGCCAAAACCACCUGUAACUUCCAUCCCUUCCUCUCCUCCUCCUCCAUUGGAAGAUCUCUUCUCCAAUCUCUAUCGUCACUCUCAGAACUCCGAAUUCAAGCAGGCCGUCAGAGUUGCUGAUCAGAUUCUUUCUAUUGCUCCUGGUGAUGAGGACGCAAUGCGUUGCAAGAUCGUGGCCCUCAUCAAGUCUGAUGAUAUCGAUCGUGCUUUGGCUACUGUUCAAGCUUCUGAGAAGCUCCCAAUUGAUAUUAGUUUUUACAAGGCAUAUUGCUUGUACCGACAAAAUAAGCUUAACGAAGCUCUGGAGGUACUAAGAGGGCUUGAGAAAAAUGCCAGUGUUCUGCAGCUGGAAGCACAGGUUCUUUAUCGAUUAGGCAAAACAGAUGCCUGUGCAGAUAGCUAUGAGAAGUUGCAAAAGUUGAAGAUUGACUCACUAGAUUUGAAGACUAAUAUUAUCGCUGCUUUGAUAUCGGCUGGUCGAGCUUCUGAUGUUCAAGGUGUAGUGGAUCCCCAAAAAGUUACUUCAAGUCGCAGCUUUGAGCUGGUUUAUAAUACAGCUUGUUCAUUGAUUGAAAAGAUGAAAUAUUCCGAUGCAGAGAAACUGUUGCUUGCUGCUCGAAGGAUGGGUCAGGAAAUGCUGAUGGAGGACGAUUUUGCUGAGGAGGAAAUUGAGAAUGAGCUUGCUCCGAUAGCUGUCCAGCUUGCAUAUGUCCAACAGUUAAUGGGACAACCCCAAGAAGCUUUGGAGGCUUACACAGAUAUCCUGAAUCACAAUCUAUCAGAUGCUUCCUCUUUAGCAAUUGCGACGAACAACCUUAUUGCCUUGAAGGGAGCAAAGGAUGUUUCAGAUGGGUUGAAGAAACUGGACAGGUUCAUAGAGAAAGGUGCAGGUUCACAGCGCUUUCAACUCGCUCAAGGUCUAGAGCUCAAGCUGUCCUCUAGGCAAAAAGAAGCGAUUUAUGCUAACCGCUUACUUCUAGUCCUCCAAGCCAACAAGUUGGAUCAGGCUCGAGAACUGGAGGCUGCAAUCUCCGAGAUGUUCUGUGACACCCUAAUUUCUGCCCUUCUCAAAGCCUCUCUGUUAGCCCGAGAGAACAAAGCCACCAAAGCCGAGGAAACCCUUGAACAAUUUGCCAAUCGUUUCCCUGACAAGGCAAAGCCUGCCCUCCUUGCCCUAGCCCAACUCGCAGCCGCCUCCAACCACCCCCUUGUGGCUGCCAACUCCCUCUCUCGCAUCCCUGAAAUCCAACACCUCCCCGCCGCUGUGGCCACUUGCGUGGCCCUCCUUGAGCGUGCCGGUGCCCUAGACAAGGCGUAUGCCUUGCUCGACGCUGCUCUUCGCCAAUGGUCCAAUUCCAAAGCCGAUGUGCCCAAGCUCGAGCUCAUCGUCUAUGCAGCCGCUUCCUUCAAGCUCAAGCAUGGUCUUUUUGUCGAGGCCGCUAAGCUCUAUGACGAGGCAGUGAGGAGGUUUGGUGGGGUUGAAGCCUUGGUUGGUGCAGUCAUUGCGGCUGCUCGUGCAGGUCAAAUAGAGAUGGCAGAGUCUUUUGAGCAUAAGCUAAGGGCUUUGUCGAGUGUUGACGUUGACAGCCUUGAAAAGAGCUCUGGUGCUGGGGUUAUGGGGAAGCCUAUAGAGGUUGCUUCUUUAUCUAUAGAAGAAGAGGAGAAAGCAAAGGCAAGGGCGAAAAGGAGGAAGAGAAAGAGAAAGCCAAGGUACCCGAAAGGGUUUGAUCCUGCAAACCCUGGUCCUAUGCCGGACCCUGAGAGGUGGCUUCCAAAGAGAGAGAGAUCGAGUUAUAGGCCAAAAAGGAAGGAUAAGAGGGCAGCUCAAGUGAGAGGGUCCCAAGGGUCGGUUGUGAGAGAGGGACCGGCAAAGGGAGGUGGGAGUCAGAGUGGGUCUCAUCAAAGUGGAAAUGCUGAAGCCUCGACUAGCAACAAGGCCCCAGUCGCUGGUUCAAAGUCUAGGAAGAAGUCUCGGUUUUGAGGUGGUGAAGUUAAGGGGCAUGCUCUUUGUUGUUGUUGUUUUGUUUCGCAUCAACAAAAAGCCCUCUGAAACUUUUGUUGGUUGUUAUGGGUUAGGUUUCGGGAAAACUAGGAUUAGGAUUUCUGACUUGUGCAGUCAUUUUUGUUAUGAUUUUUGAAAGGGCUAUAGAGAUGUCUCAUGUGGUUUUUGAUAAUGCACACUUAUGUUCACAAUAACAUGUUCUUGCCUUAUUGAUUGUUUUGUCC
Messenger RNA from Amborella trichopoda, 2351 nucleotides. Its product is annotated as SRP72 RNA-binding domain-containing protein. NCBI's taxonomy places the organism in Eukaryota, Viridiplantae, Streptophyta, Magnoliopsida, Amborellales, Amborellaceae. The record is from RefSeq and is a predicted model, not a curated record. Gene Ontology annotation, molecular function: protein binding; 7S RNA binding; ribosome binding. Gene Ontology annotation, biological process: SRP-dependent cotranslational protein targeting to membrane. Gene Ontology annotation, cellular component: signal recognition particle, endoplasmic reticulum targeting.